AUGCGCUUGCCUACAGUCAACGAAAGUUCAGUUGCACAACGAUUCAAAUUUCUCACCAAGGGUGCAUCAACGCCGACAGAGAAUUUGUCUGAUCGGCCAACGCGGGGCAGUCCAGGUACCGCGCCCGUUAAUAUUCCGCGAAGAAGCAGCAAACGCAUCAGCCGCACUUACAAUGGCCCUCGAAACAUAUCAGCUCCCCUGCCGCGUAUUCAGUCGUCCUCUGAGCUGGAAUCACCUCCGCACCAGCAAGGAAUAGCAGACCGCGACCUUCUCCCCUCGGCGCAGUUGCAAAAGCCCCAGAACACAGCUACGCCAGGGUCCAGUUUCACGCCACAUAAUACCAACGAUAUCAAUGCUCUUCCCACGCCGCCUCCCAAUCAGAGGUACCCGACACCACAAUCUUUGGAACCAGCUCGUGCGCAGUCACCUUCCAUUGCGGAGUUGACUCCUACAGCGUUGAGGAUUAUCAAGAGGAAACCAGCGCAAAACCAUCAAGUCGAGCCUGCAGCAUCCUCUAACCCAUCAGGUUCAAGUCCGGCUUACAUAAAUCCUCCCCCCCGGAGAGCCUCGGCUACUGCCGCUACUACUGGACUUUAUGAAACGGCGCCUCAGCGCACCAAUAUCGGCGAAACGUGGACGCAACCCCCUUCGCGUUUCAGUGUCACCACCUACGCUACUUCAAAUGCGGGCACUCCCCAGCAGCCUUCGGAAGAACAAAUGCCUACAAUUACCAAGUCUGCUGUCCCUGUCGUGACCCGUCCGGGCCCAUUGUCGAAGCGGGAAAUUCAUAAUGUUCCUUCUGCCAGUCAAACAAUAACGAUGCCUAAGCAAAGGACGCAAAUGCCUAGCCCAUAUGGCGCUGGUAACCAGAUUGCGGUCUCGAGCGAAGUAUCUCUCAAUGGGCCUGUCCACGGCCGGGCCGUCAGUAAUAUGGAAUCAUCUCGUCGAAAUUCCAUAAUGUCCAUCACCAAGCCACUUCCUCCCGCGCCGCCAGAAUUGGCAUCAGGUGACGACAGAAUUGCGCAACUAAACGCUAUUCUGUCGGGAUUGGCUCACCGCAAGCUCAACAUCAACAAGAGCAUCCAACAGAUGACGGAGCUGAUGCCUCGAGAUAAUUUGAUGGCCAGCGAAGAGGUGCUUCGAAAGAGGGAGGUCGAGAAGCAGAAAGUAGAAGGGCUGAAACAAGAGCUAGCGGACAUUCAGCACGAAGAAUACGACUUGGGCUUGAAGUUGCACAGGGCAUACAAGCGCCAAGACAAAAAUGCAGAAUACGAACCAACUACGCUGUGGGUCAGAAGAAUUACUACAAGUUAA
Trichoderma asperellum CBS 433.97 is the source of this 1314-nucleotide messenger RNA. Lineage: Eukaryota; Fungi; Ascomycota; Sordariomycetes; Hypocreales; Hypocreaceae. The record is from RefSeq and is a predicted model, not a curated record.